Rangifer tarandus platyrhynchus (Svalbard reindeer) is the source of this 360-nucleotide messenger RNA. The record is from the annotation of a GenBank genome assembly. NCBI's taxonomy places the organism in Eukaryota, Metazoa, Chordata, Mammalia, Artiodactyla, Cervidae.
AUGCAGGAGACUCAGCAGAUGCAGGUUCGAUCCCUGGGUGGGGAAGAUCCCCUGGACAAGGCUACCCACUCCGGUAGGCUUGCCUGGAGAACUCCAUGGAGAGAGGAGUCUGGUGGGCUACAGUCCACAGGGCGGGGCUGCCAUGAGUCAGACAUGACUGAGCAGGACACAUCCCUCCCCGAGAGGUAUCCUGUGGUCUCUGGAAAGUUCGCCUCCCAGACGGAGAGUGAUAGAAAGCGGGGGGAAGGCCGAAGGGCAGUUGGGUCUCCCCAAUUCUGCUUCCUUCUUUCCUGUUCAGAAUUCCCCCUCAGCCCUUGCGGGGCGGACUGCUGUCCUGUUGGUGGAGGAGGACAGCUGUAG